Messenger RNA from Echinops telfairi (small Madagascar hedgehog), 962 nucleotides. Its product is annotated as alveolar macrophage chemotactic factor. Gene Ontology annotation, biological process: chemokine-mediated signaling pathway; neutrophil chemotaxis; inflammatory response. Gene Ontology annotation, molecular function: chemokine activity; CXCR chemokine receptor binding. The transcript is spliced from 4 exons. The record is from RefSeq and is a predicted model, not a curated record. NCBI's taxonomy places the organism in Eukaryota, Metazoa, Chordata, Mammalia, Afrosoricida, Tenrecidae. Gene Ontology annotation, cellular component: extracellular region. The coding region runs from base 86 to 433 and encodes 115 amino acids.
AAUCUGCGCGCUCUUUUCCCCUCUCGCCUCGCCGCGGUCUCUGGCCUGCAAGCUCGCACCAGUUCGACACCCUCUAUUCACCGCUAUGCCUCCCCGGUCCAACCCUGCCGCCCGCGUCCCAGGUCGUUCGGGGUCCCUGUGCAAGCUGCUCGCCCUGCUGCUGCUGCUGGCGCCACCACGGCCACUUGUCCGCGCUGGCCCGGUGAGCACUGUGCUGAGAGAGCUGCGCUGCUUGUGUUUAGGCUACACUCCUGGGAUUCGCCCCAAAAUGAUCAGGAAUCUGCAAGUGAUUGCCGCAGGCCCGCAGUGCCCCAAGGUGGAAGUGAUAGUCACGCUGAGGAAGAGCGGGAAGGAAGUCUGCAUUAACCCAGAAGCUCCGUUGUUCAAGAAAGCCAUCAAGAAAAUUCUGGACAGUGGAAAACAGAAAGACUGAUUAAGUGAUAGAACCACGCAUGGGAAAACCUACCCAGCCUUCAAUGGAAUGUUCUUCUAGAGACCGCUCAUUCAGAGGAGACAUUAAGCAAGAGUUGGCAUUCUUCAGCCAAGCAUCGAUUUCAUGAAAUUUUGAGGAAGAAGGCCUGUUUGUCCCUGCAGUUUUCUGCUAAGCAUAUUAAGUAUUAAACAUAACAUUUUGUGCUAUUUAUUGUAACCAUUACUUUAUUGGAAUCUUUGGCAACUGCUUAAAUUGUGAGUGAAGGAUCACUGAUUGUUAUUCUUUCAAAGUGUAUCAAAUUGAAAGUGAUUAUUGUACUUCUAGACUAUAUUCCUUACAGUAUUACUGACAGGACUAGACAUUGAAUAGGUAAAUGAUAUUUCACUGGAAUGUCAUUGAUGGGGAUGGCCUGCAAUCCUCACUCUUCACAUGAAAUGAGACAUAUUUUAGUGUUGUUUCUUGAGGGAAUAUAUCAGAGAACUUUUUUACUCUUGACCAUGGUAUGCUGUUUAAAUUAUAUUAUGUUAAA